GGUUUAGUUGCGAAGCGGUUACCCUGGAAACAGAGCGGGAGGAUAAGUAAUAAUUACCCAGAGCUGCGGGAUAGCAAACGGGAGGCCGGGCAGAGAUAGCGUGAGAGACAAUCAUACAAGAAACGCGACCGGGCAACACACUGUGCCGUCUGUUUACCGAGGCGGCUGGGCGAGUUAGAGACUGACGGCUCCACGGAGACAGCUGGCGGGUUCAUCAAGUCCAGACUCGAGUAAACGGAACCGGUGCGGCGAACAAAGUGCCUCAGUUCACGGUUCUUCAGAAACCGGUGGAGACGAACCGUGUAUCUCUGCAGCCGCAGGCGAAGCAACUCCGCCCAGAGCCAGGCAGAAUGACACAGCAAGGAGCGGCGCUGCAGACAUACAACAACGAGCUGGUCAAGUGCAUCGAGGAGCUGUGCUCCAAGCGCGAGGAGCUCAACCGGCAGAUCCUGCAGGAGGAGGAGGAGAAGACGAAGCUGCAGAACGACAUCCGCAUCCUGACGGAGAAGCUGAGCCGCGUCAACGAGAGCCUGGCGCGCAAGCUGGCAUCACGCAAUGACUUCGACCGCACCAUCGCUGAGACCGAGGCAGCCUACAUGAAGAUCCUGGAGAGCUCUCAGACGCUGCUGAACGUGCUGAAGAGGGAGGCAGGGAGUCUGAGCAAAGGCACCUUGAGCCACAGCGCCCACAAGGACUCCUGAGAGACCCAGACCACCCCCCCCCCCCCCACACACACACACACGCUGCUGACCAGCCCAGAGCCCCCCCCACACACACACACUGCUGACCAGCCCAGAGCCCCCCCCCCCCCCCACACACACACACACACACUGCUGACCAGUCCAGAGCCCCCCCACACACUGCUGACCAGUCCAGAGCCCCCCCCCCCACACACACACACACACUGCUGACCAGUCCAGAGCCCCCCCACACACUGCUGACCAGUCCAGAGCCCCCCCCCCCCACACACACACACGCACACUGCUGACCAGUCCAGCACAGGGACUGGGCUCCUGCCCCAGCACUGAGACACCCAGGAAAACCACCCACUGUAUUAAAUGAUACACGCUGUCCACCCCCUGAAAAAACAAGCACAGGAAUACAAAUAUUAAACAUAAUCAUAAUAAUAUUAAUAUUAAUAAUAAUAAUAAUAAUAAUAAUAAUAAUAAUAAUAAUAAUAAUGGGGUUUACACUUUACUUGGAGUGCCGUGUUUUCAAACCUGUGAUGUUUUUUUCCUUUUUAUAAUCAGUCUAUUUUAAUAAAACAUACAUGUUAGAAAUA
This is a messenger RNA of Acipenser ruthenus (sterlet), 1282 nucleotides long. RefSeq names its product microtubule nucleation factor SSNA1. The coding region runs from base 351 to 701 and encodes 116 amino acids. The record is from RefSeq and is a predicted model, not a curated record. The transcript has 3 exons. NCBI's taxonomy places the organism in Eukaryota, Metazoa, Chordata, Actinopteri, Acipenseriformes, Acipenseridae. Gene Ontology annotation, cellular component: ciliary basal body; centrosome.